AUGUCAGCAGACCGCACCAUUUACCUCGCCAACCUCCAAGAGGCCCACACUGCCAUGCAUGUGCACAGCAUCGCGCUCGUCGGCGCCCGCGCAGUCAACUUCGACGACGCAGCGGCGGCCGACUCCCCAGGCGCGGAUCCGGAGAGCCCAUCUCACCCGGGCUCCCUCAUCUACCACUGGCGCAUCUACGCGCGCCUGGAAGACGGCGCCCACUCCGUCGUCCUCGACAUGACGCCCUCCGCCUACCCGCGCGGCGUGCUCGAGGUCUCCAGCGCGCGCACCCUCGCCAGCGCCGCCGCGUCCAACCGCGACGACGCGGUCCCGAUCCACGCCGGCGUGGCCGUCACCGUCCAGCGGCUCGUCGACUUCGUGUGGGAGGAGGGCCUGACCCGGUACCAGUUCACGCCCGAGGGGACCGGGUGCCGGCAUUGGUGCCUCACCGUCGUGGGGGCGUUCGAGCGGGCGGGUAAGACCCUGCGACGACUCGUCGCGCCUGAGGGGCCGAAGUCGAACCUGACCGUCGUCUCACAAUGCGGGCUGAGGUCGCGCGACCCUCGAGCCGCUCGGGCCGCAGACUACUCAGCCGACAACUCGUUCCAGGUCGUCGCGCUGGAGCUGUACAUGGCCAUCGGCAUCGCUGGCGCCAUCCAGCAUCUCGCGGGCGUGAAGGACUCGAAGCUCAUCGUCACGAUCAGCUGCAUGGCGCACGUCGGUCGGUCGUUCGCUCCUCCUUCUCGCACUCAUCCCCGCCAGGACCUGGACGCCCGGACGCCGGCGGCCGCGGAUUUGUACACCGCGGUCCCGGAGCUCAAGCGGAAAUAG
This is a messenger RNA of Epithele typhae, 822 nucleotides long. RefSeq lists its product as uncharacterized. The transcript has 2 exons. The coding region runs from base 1 to 822 and encodes 273 amino acids. The record is from RefSeq and is a predicted model, not a curated record. Lineage: Eukaryota; Fungi; Basidiomycota; Agaricomycetes; Polyporales; Epitheliaceae.